Molecule: messenger RNA, 2867 nt
Organism: Polyodon spathula (Mississippi paddlefish)
Lineage: Eukaryota; Metazoa; Chordata; Actinopteri; Acipenseriformes; Polyodontidae
Product: sodium bicarbonate transporter-like protein 11
Exons: 20
Coding region: 149-2659 (836 amino acids)
Biological process (GO): transmembrane transport; monoatomic ion homeostasis; monoatomic anion transport
Cellular component (GO): plasma membrane; basolateral plasma membrane
Molecular function (GO): solute:inorganic anion antiporter activity
Source: RefSeq, a predicted model, not a curated record
CGGGCAGUUUCAUUUUGGCACUGAGAGAGAUCCUACAGUGACUCAGGUAGUGAUGGAAGUGAUGGCAAUGUUGCUCUGACUGAGGAGUUUAGGAAUGAUGAUGAUGAUGAUGAUGAUGGGUUGACUGGGGGAUCCUCACACCAGCACCAUGGAAUCCAUUACUGUUCUUCACUUUGAGCCUUCCGAAGCUCCUCCUUCAGGUAUGUCCAAUAAUGGAUACCUUUUCCAAGAGAUUGCAUUACGGGAGGGUGACCCAGACAAUGAGUGUGAGAGCCGAGAAGGGGGUCCAGAUACGUCCAUCGACACUGAGGACAACACUCAUUUCUUCAUUAACAUCGAUGCCAAGCAAAGGGGCACUGCAGAUACUGGUGAUUCAGGUUGCGUGUUACUGCAUACAUCAAAAAAGUAUGUGAAGCUCAUGAACUUCGAGGAGGAGAUCCGUGCUCACCGUGACCUGGACGGCUUCCUGGCCCGCGCCAGUAUCCUGCUGGGCGAGACUGCUGCCUCGCUGGACGAUGUGCUCAGGGAGAUGCUGCUGCAUGUGGCCCAGGACAACAACGAACCUGACUGCAACUUCGACAGUGUCAUGAGCAUGCUGUUCACAGACGUAUGGAUGCCACCAGGGGGCAAUGUCCAUCUCCUGUCAGAAACAAUUCAAUGUGUGACAGCCACCAUCACAGGGAUUCAGUAUCAGCAGUCCUGGCUCUGUGUCAUCUGCAACACCAAGAACCUUCUGAGGCGACAUGUCUGCAUCUCCCGGCUGGAGCGGCCUCAGAACUGGGGGGAGAACUGCUGUGAAGUCAGAUACGUCAUACUGGUCCUGGCACCACACAAAAUGAAAAGCACCAAGACUGCCAUAGAGCUGGCCCGCACAUUCGCCACCAUGUUCUCUGACAUCACGUUCAGGCAGAAACUGCUAGAGGCCAAAACAGAGGAGGAGUUCAAAGAGGCCCUGGUGAACCACAGGCACCAGCUCACCACCACUCUCCAGGAGCAUGUCUCCGAGGGCACAGACCCACACAGUGAUAAGCCCCUCAGGAGUCCGGACUUCCUCAGGGCUGGCAGAGGGAUUUACACUGACUUGUGUCGCCGGCUGCCUCUUUAUCCUUCAGACUUCACAGACGGAAUAGUUGGGGACAACAAGACUAUCGUAAAGUACAUCACAACAGCCAUCUUUCUCUACAUCGCCAUCCUUCUGCCAGCAAUAGCGUUCGGUUCACUGAACGAUGAGAGCACACGGGGAGAAAUCGAUGUGCAGAAGACAAUCAUUGGGCAAGGCAUUGGCGGAAUUAUCUACUCCCUGUUUUCUGGUUCGCCGUUGGUUAUUCCCUUAACGACAGCCCCUCUAGCUCUGUUUAUCAGUGUGAUCCGAGGAAUCUGUGAUGACUACAGUAUAAACUUCCCUGCUUUCUAUGCUUGCAUUGGCUUGUGGAACAGCUUAUUUCUCAUUCUCGGAGCUGUUUUCAAUGUGAGCCUGGUGAUGAAGCUCUUCAAACGAUCAACAGAAGAAGUAAUUGCACUUUUUAUUUCCAUUGCAUUCGUGGCUGAUGCAGUCAAAGGGACUGUAAAAAUUUUCCACAAAUAUUACCACGAUCCGCAGUUUGAGAAUGGUACCGUGGAUCACGUGGCGAAUAUGACGCUCCUCCCUGGACAUAGCAGUAAUGCCUCCUCUGGGAUACUGGACACGGUGCUGUGCGGACGGGAGAGUGCUGUGCUCAGUCUGCUGCUCAUGCUGGGUACUGUGUGGCUCGGAUACACACUCUACCAGUUCAAAAGAAGCCCCUUCCUCCACGCCAAAGUACGAGAAGUCCUGUCAGACUGUGCCCUGCCCAUCUCCGUCCUGUUGUGCUCCUUCGUGGGAUCCUACCUGUUCUUUGAUAUACACCUUCCAAUCUUCACUUUCCACACCAGUAAAAUGUUCAACGUGGCUCCGCUCCAUGAGCUCUCCCCCAUGAACGUUGUGAGUGCAAUGGGGCUGGGAUUCCUCCUGGCGCUGCUCAUCUUCAUUGACCAGAACAUUGUGGUGUCACUGACCAACGCGCCAGAGAACAGGCUGCUGAAGGGCACGGCCUAUCACUGGGACCUGAUGCUGUCAGGACUCAUUAAUGUUCUGAUGUCAGUCUUGGGGUUGCCAUGGAUGCAUGCCGCCUUCCCACACUCCACUCUGCACGUUCACCAGCUGGCCUGCGUGGAGCAGCGCGUGGAGAACGGACACCUGUACGAGACGAUUGUCAGUGUGAAGGAGACCCGUCUCACCUCACUGGCUGCCAACAUCCUGCUGGGCUUGUCUGUGUUCCUGCUGCCCGUGCCCCUGCAGUGGAUUCCCAAACCCGUCCUGUAUGGCCUCUUCCUUUACAUCGCCCUCACCUCCAUCGACGGUAACCAGCUGUGCGACCGCAUGGCGCUUCUCCUGAAAGAGCAGACCUCCUACCCCCCUACCCACUAUAUCCGGAAAGUGCCCCAGAGGAAGAUUCACUAUUUCACUGGGCUUCAGAUGCUGCAGCUGCUCGUCUUGUGUGCCUUUGGGAUGUACCCCCUGCCAUACAUGAAGAUGAUCUUCCCACUCAUAAUGAUCACACUGAUUCCUGUCAGGAACUUCCUGCUUCCCAAGAUUAUCAACGCCAAGUACUUGGACACAAUGGAUGCACAACACAUGUAAGGACUGCUGGACAAUGACUGGAAUUGGAUUUCAGCUGGAACUCCCAAUACAACAGGGAUUUUACAAGUGCACUUUUUAUAUAUAAUGUUUUCUUUUAGUAACUGAUGGUAUUCACACUGCAGUAAUAGCCUGGGAUGUGUUUUGUAUUUCAUUUGAUUAGAUUGUAUUGUUUACUUUUAAUAUUUAAAGUCUAUACAAAUAUUGUAAA